AUGGAGAAAGCUUUUGCAGUGAUGAAGUGUAAUGAAGAAGAAAAGCUUAGGUUCGGAGUGUACAUGCUCAAGGGACCGGCAAACCACUGGUACAGAGGAGAACUUCGCAUUCGUCAGGGAAAGGAGUUUGAAUCUUGGGAGCAGCUGAGGAAAGCCCUUUUCUGUAAAUACUUCACCAGAGACAAGAUGGUGCAGUUUGAGAGAAAAUUCAUUAACUUGACGCAGGGGAGUAUGUCUGUUGAUGAGUAUGAGAUGGAAUUCGACAGGCUUUCUAGGUAUGCUCCGAAGUUGGUUGAUGAUGAUCAAAGCAGGGCUCGACGCUUUGAGGGAGGUUUGCAGGCACAUAUUCGGAGGGGUUUAGCCGCUUUACACCUGACCAGCUAUGCAGAGGUGGUAGGGCGCGCUAAGUCAUUGGACACUGUUUGGGGUGACACCAAGGAUCAAAGCGUAAGAUUUCGUAAGAAGAGAGAUAGAAGUUUUUGA
Dioscorea cayenensis subsp. rotundata (Guinea yam) is the source of this 483-nucleotide messenger RNA. RefSeq lists its product as uncharacterized. Bases 1 to 483 code for a protein of 160 amino acids. The record is from RefSeq and is a predicted model, not a curated record. NCBI's taxonomy places the organism in Eukaryota, Viridiplantae, Streptophyta, Magnoliopsida, Dioscoreales, Dioscoreaceae. The transcript has a single exon.